AUGAGUUGGAUCACAACCCUCACGGGCUACUUGGCCCCCGUCUUCAUCGUUCUCUCGCCCAUCAUCUCCUACAGCGACCAGGUGCUGGCCAUGCACCGCUCCAAGAGCAGCGCCGGCUUCUCCCUCGACAUCCCCCUCAUCAUGCUGGUGGCCUCCUUUCUGAGGAUUUUCUACUGGCCGCAUGCCCAAUAUGACAUGAGCUUGCUCUUCCAAUCGCUGCUCAUGGUUGUGGUCCAGGUCGUCCUGCUCAAGGUCGCUCUAGACCACCGCCCGUCCCCCUCCACCAAGGGAGGAGAGGCCGCGCUUCCGUUUUCCGGGGCCGAGGACGGCGGUUCCGGGUUCCAGCGCCCAUACAACUUUUGGCAAUGGCGGUCGCCUAAGCGGUACUGGCAAGCCAUCAUCUAUUUCGCCGCCGGCCUCGUCGUGCUUCAGGCUCUCCUCUCGCAGAUGCCCGCGAUAUACGGCACAUAUUCCGAUACCAUUGGCUACAUCGGACUCGCGGUCGAGGCGACACUCCCACUACCCCAGAUCCUAGUAAACCUUCGUUCAAGGUCCUGCAAGGGCCUCCGACUAUCUGUCCUAGCCAGCUGGGUGGGAGGCGAUUCCAUGAAGCUGUUCUGGUUCUUCACGGCGACUAGUGAGAUCCCGUGGUCGUUCAAGAUCUCUGGCAUUUUCCAGGCAUCGUGCGAUGCGUUCCUGGGUCUCCAAUACCUCAUGUACGGCAAUGCACAGUUACCAUCGGCCGUCAAGGAACACCCGCUGACAGAGUGGUCGUCAGCGCAACCCGUAACCGGGGCGCCGAGGCGGAGCUUGAGCCCUUCCCGGCGGUCAGCGGCUUUCAACGACAAGGAGGUAGAGUAG
This is a messenger RNA of Ilyonectria robusta, 861 nucleotides long. RefSeq lists its product as uncharacterized. Gene Ontology annotation, cellular component: trans-Golgi network; endosome. The record is from RefSeq and is a predicted model, not a curated record. Bases 1 to 861 code for a protein of 286 amino acids. Gene Ontology annotation, biological process: retrograde transport, endosome to Golgi; phospholipid translocation. The transcript has 3 exons. NCBI's taxonomy places the organism in Eukaryota, Fungi, Ascomycota, Sordariomycetes, Hypocreales, Nectriaceae.